Hymenoscyphus albidus is the source of this 1870-nucleotide messenger RNA. The record is from the annotation of a GenBank genome assembly. NCBI's taxonomy places the organism in Eukaryota, Fungi, Ascomycota, Leotiomycetes, Helotiales, Helotiaceae.
AUGAAUAACCUUAUUCUCCAUAGUAAAGAUUUGAACAUUUAUCAUAUCUCCCUUUUUGCUUUCGCUAGCACUGUGGUUUAUCUUACAGGACUAGCAAUAUAUCGACUAUAUUUUCAUCCCUUGGUAAGUUGAACUGUAUAAACAAAAUGUAGUAAACGAGAGGAAGUUUUGUUGAUUCUAAUCUUGAGUAGGCCAAAUUUCCAGAUCCUCGUCUUGCAGCUUUGACGCAAUGGGUAGAAACAUAUUACGAACUCUUUAACAAGGAGGGUGGUCAAUUUUAUUUUGCCUAUACAGACUGGCAUAAGAAAUAUGGCAAUGAAUUCCUGUAGGACGUUGAAGUUGGAUUACUGAUGGAAUACUAUAGGCCCAAUCAUUCGAAUCAGUCCCAAUGAGCUACAUAUUCAAGAUUCAACGUUUUAUAACACUCUCUAUUCAAUAACCAAACAUUACGUUAAAGUCGCCCAUACUCAAUAUCGCUUUGGACUACCUCUCUCUUCUUUCGCCACCUCCAACUACAACCACCACCGUCUACGUCGUGGGGCAAUAAAUCCUUUCUUCUCAAGACGCAAGAUUAUGGAACAUUCACACGCGGUUCAGAAAAAGGUGGAUCGUAUGUGCGAAAGGUUGCAAAAUGAUUCCAUGGGCGUUUCGAGAGUUUUGGGACUGAAUGAGAUGUGGGGAUGCCUGACGUCUGAUGUUAUUGUGGAAUACUGCUUCGGAAACACUUACAAUUUCACCGAAACACCCGACUUUAAAGCUGAAUUACACAAGCAAUCGUAGCCCUGAUCGAACCUGUUCAUUGUUUGGCACAGUUUUCUUCUUUGGCAACCCUUGCUCAGAUACUCCCCGAUAGCCUGGUACGCUGGUUGUCGCCUCAGAUGUUUUCGGUUCACAAAUUCAACAAUGUAAAUCCUCUUUUACUUACUUUUUUUCUGCAGACAUGAAAUUCAGAGUUGACAAAUUUCGUUUCCGCAGGACAUGAUAGACCAAGUUCAGCAGAUUAUCGAUUCUAGAGCGCGAGACGGAAAGUCAGAUGGCAAGAACACAGUAUUCAAAGCUCUCUUAGAUUCCGACCUGCCCCCGGAAGAGUUAUCCCUCCAUCGAAUUCAGAAUGAAGCAGUUAGCCUCGUCGGUGCAGGACUCGAUACUACAGCGAAAACUCUGAGUACGACAUGCUUCUACCUUCUCUCAAACCCUUCGGUGUUGCAGAAGCUUCAGGAAGAACUCGACCAUAGCAUGCCGGAUCCAGCAGAUAUGGUAUCAUACGAUGAGCUCGCGAAGCUCCCAUAUUUGAGUGCUGUUAUCGAAGAAGGUUCGCUGGAUGUGUAAAUUGUGAAGAGAGAACCCUGCUGAUUAAAAAUUACAGGACUCCGCUUAGCUUAUGGAGUCGUUGAGCGAUUGCCAAGAAUUAUCAGCGGCUCUCCUUUACCAUAUGGAGACUGGGUACUUCCAACCGGGUUCCCUGUUUCAAUGGAUGACCAUGAUGUCUUGACAGAUAAUGCAAUAUUCCCAGACCCCGGAGAGUUUAGACCUGAACGCUGGUUGGGUGAUGCUGUCGCACCAGAUGGAAAGAAGUUAUCGACGUAGUAAGUUUAAGUCUCCUUUCCCAAAAUCGCCAAUCCACUAAGCUCCAAUCGCUUAUCAGUAAUCUAGCCAAGUAUCAUUCAGUAAAGGACCUCGUGCAUGCGUUGGCCUGCAACUUGUAUACGCUGAGGUGACCAUGGGAACUGCAUCAAUAUUCCGAAGGUUUGAUCUUACCCUCCAUGAUACCGACAGAGCAUCUGUGGAGUAUUACAUGAAUUUAGUCGUGCCAAGACCAAAACCAGGCGUACAUGGUGUGGAAGUAUUUUUACAAUCAUUGAGAGCAUAA